GGUGGACUGCUGGUUCGACUUCGCAUCGGUCUUAUCAACACCCUCAGGGGGAGUCGAACCGGUUACGCCGCCGAGUGGUUAGCGUGUCAAGCUCCUAUCCUGCACUGUCGCGGUUCGACUCCCGCUGAGGGUGUUGAUAAGACCGAUGCGAAGUCGAACCAGCAGUCCACCCUGGAUGAGAACAAAUUUUGUGAAAGCAAGGCUAUGUGA
Messenger RNA from Protopolystoma xenopodis, 210 nucleotides. The record is from the annotation of a GenBank genome assembly. Lineage: Eukaryota; Metazoa; Platyhelminthes; Monogenea; Polystomatidea; Polystomatidae.